Messenger RNA from Leptopilina boulardi, 2019 nucleotides. RefSeq names its product Krueppel-like factor 10. NCBI's taxonomy places the organism in Eukaryota, Metazoa, Arthropoda, Insecta, Hymenoptera, Figitidae. The record is from RefSeq and is a predicted model, not a curated record. Gene Ontology annotation, molecular function: DNA-binding transcription factor activity, RNA polymerase II-specific; RNA polymerase II cis-regulatory region sequence-specific DNA binding. The transcript has 3 exons. Bases 197 to 1294 code for a protein of 365 amino acids. Gene Ontology annotation, biological process: regulation of transcription by RNA polymerase II.
ACACACACACACCCGAGACAACACCACAUAGUACACUGCGAGAAAGCUUCAUUGCUCUUUCAGUUCUUCGUUGAGUACGUUUCUUGAUCUUCAAUAUACCUUGAGUUCUCGUGUUAUAAUAUAACUCAACAUUGAAUGUAACUUUAAUCAAAGUGUUUUCAAAUUACUCUUCUUUUUUUUUUUUGGUGCAUGUGAAAUGGAAUCAUCAGCUAUAAUUCUAUCGCCUCCGGCAUCACCUCAAUUAAAACAAAUUCACGUUGAACCAUUGCAGUCGACAUUCAGUGUUGCCGCAAUAUUAGGAGAGAAAGUCAUCGGCAAGAGAGGGUUUAAUGAAGAAAACCUGAAGCGAACCGAAGAUGGAAAUAAUCAUCUUGUAUUACCUCCAACGCCGCAAACGUCUGACUCUGAAGAAGACGAAUUGCCACGGAAAAAACGAUGUCUAGAACAAUGCGAAUUAGCAAAGCUUCUAUUGGAUGGGACACCGCCUGCAAGUCCAGAACCACCACGAGCAUCGGUGAUAAUGCGAGCAAAUCGUGACGGAACAUGUACUCCAGCAAAUAUAUUGGCUCCCAUAAUUCCUCAGCGGGAAAAAGUAACAAGUCUUCCAAUUCCAAAAUCAUCGCCAAUUCAGCCGGAAAAUAUUCUCAAGAGUCUCAAAUUCAAGAUGAGCCUGCGAAAAGAAGAAAUUAUUGUCAACAAUAAAAAUACUGAUCGCGAAUGCAUUCAACCAAAAUUACAGCCCUUGGCACCAAAACCAGCUCCAAUUACAAUGGUAGCGGGACUUUUAAGUUCAUCUAUUGUUUUACCAAGAACACCUCUUCUACUAGUGACAGCAUCCAAUUCAACAACAACAACCACAAAUACAACAUCAAUUACAGAGGCACAAACAUUAGCUCGUCGACGAGUUUACGAAUGUGAACAUCCUGGCUGUGAGAAAAAUUAUUUUAAAUCCUCACAUUUAAAGGCACACACACGUACACAUACAGGCGAAAGACCAUUUCCCUGUCCCUAUGAGGAUUGUGGACGAAGAUUUUCACGUAGUGAUGAACUCUCACGACAUAAACGAACACACACUGGCGAAAAAAAAUUCGCAUGUCUCGUUUGUCAACGACGAUUCAUGAGAAGUGAUCAUCUUGCAAAACAUGUUAAACGUCAUUCCAGGGAUAGAAAUUCCAUAUUAUCAUCACCAUCAUCAUCAUCAUCAACAACAAAUAUUCCCAAAGUCGUGCCUAGUCCACUGAGAGUUAGUCUUCUUCCAGUUUUAGCGCCAAGAAUUCAACAGCUAAUGACUUGAACAAAAAAAAAAAUUAAAACUCUGAGUACAAAAAAUUUGGUUGAAAAAAGUCUGAAUUCACACAAUAAUUGUGAAAUAAAAGAUAAAUAAUAAAAAGGGACCAAAAAGAAGGGAAAUAUCUAGUGAGAAGAUGAUAAAUUCAAACUAGACCUGAUUUUGCAUUUAUAUCUUAAUUUUUCCUAGUUUUUAAAAUUAGGAAAAAUUAAUAAUGGCCAGUGUUUGAGGUUUCUUUUGUCCUGAUGAAACAAAAACGUCACAGAAAAGACGUCAUUUUUCAACUGCGCUUCCGAUCAAUAUUUUCUAGUCGAAAAUUAGCAGCAAUUUCUGUUUUUGAAAAUUUUUUUCAUGAGAGAGUACUUAUGAAAACAAUAAUAAUGCGCGACUUAUGAAAAUAAGAAGAUCUCUACAGUGAUCGUGCAACUAAAACGAGUACCUAAGUGUGUCUGUGAUCUGCAUAAUGUUUUUAUAUAUAUAAAAAAAAAAAAAAUGGAAGAAAAAGAAAUAAUAUUUAUUGUGAAACUCUAAACGAAAAAUAGAGUCUGUAUAUAUUAUCUUUAUAUGCCUAAUAUGAAAAAUUAGGACAUCAUUAAAAUAAUUUAAUUUUUUUUGUUUCAAAUAACGACAUUUUAACUCCCAUGGAGAUUAUAAGACUUUAAUCCUAUUUUUCAUUUUUGUAUCUAUUUCGAGGAAAAAAAAAAAUUAAAUCUUAUAUACUUUCGUAUAAA